Messenger RNA from Candida dubliniensis CD36, 3330 nucleotides. RefSeq lists its product as uncharacterized. Gene Ontology annotation, molecular function: nuclear import signal receptor activity. Gene Ontology annotation, biological process: protein import into nucleus. The transcript has a single exon. Gene Ontology annotation, cellular component: nucleus; cytoplasm. The record is from RefSeq and is a predicted model, not a curated record. NCBI's taxonomy places the organism in Eukaryota, Fungi, Ascomycota, Pichiomycetes, Serinales, Debaryomycetaceae. The coding region runs from base 1 to 3330 and encodes 1109 amino acids.
AUGGAUGCUCAAUUUAUAUCAUCAUUGGAGGAAACUUUAAAACAAACCUUGGUUCCAGACUCUUCUGUAAUCAAACAAGCUUCAAGUAAAUUAACCAAAGAUUUUUAUCCAAACCCUAUUGCAUUACCAGCUUUACUUCAAAUUUCCCAGACAACCACCCAAGAUGAAUUAAAGCAGUUAUCCUUGGUUGAGGCUAGAAAAUUAGCAUUGGACAAAUGGGAACAAGUUGAUGCUUCAUUGAAACCAACUCUCAGAGAAUCCUUAUUGAAAGGUACUUUUGGAGAACAGAAUAAACGUCUCAGAAACUUAUCAGCUUAUGUUAUUGCUGCCAUUGGAGAAAUUGAUUUGGACAAAAACGAAUGGCAAGACCUUUUAUCUACCUUAUUCAGUGCAGUUCAAAACAGUGAUGUUCACACUAGAGAGGUUGGUACUUUUGUUUUGUUUGCUUUGUUGGAAUCUCAAAUAGCUGCUGUGGUCCCUCAUAUCAGUGAUUUAUUGACAUUAUUUAAUACUUUAUUGAAUGAUUCGGAAUCUAAGGAAGUUAGAAUCAACUCCAUAAUGUCAUUGGAUGUUCUUUCUCAAAUCAUCGAAGAAGACGAGGAACGUAUUAUUCAAUUGGCUGGCAAAUUUCAAGCUACUGUUCCAAGCAUGAUUAAUAUUUUCAAAGACGUCAUUAGUGGUGAUGAUAUUGAACUGGCCAAAAACGUUUUUAAUGUCUUCAACAGUUUAAUCCUUGUUGAUUCCAGAUUGGUGGGUGACCAUUUGAUCACCAUGAUUCAAAUCAUUGCUGAGAUGGUUACAAAUCCUCAAUUGGAUGAGGAAUUCAAGAUUUUCGGUUUGCAAUUUUUGAUUUCUUGUGUCACUUAUAGAAAGUCUAAGAUCUCAGCAAACAAAUUGGGACCUCAAAUAACCUUGGUUGCUUUGAAGGUAGCAUCAGGUGAAAUUGAUAUCGAGGACGAGUUACAAAAUGAAGAUGAAGAAAACGAAAAUGAAGAAAACAGUCCUCCUUCUUUGGCUUUACGUUUGUUAGCUGUUUUGAGUGCUGAAUUGCCACCUUCUCAAGUUGUCAAUCCAUUAUUUGAUGCCUUACCGCAAAUGUUAUCUUCAUCCAAUCAAUUCGAAAGAAGAGCUGGAUUGUUGGCCAUUGGUGUCAGUUCUUCUGGUGCGCCAGAUUUUAUUUCUCUUCAAAUUCAAAAGAUUAUCCCAGCAAUUGUUAAUGGUUUGAAAGAUUCUGAGCUUAUAGUCAAAGUUGCCGCUUUGAAAACAUUGGGUCAGUUGACUGUAGAACUUCAAGACAUUAUUACUGAGUACCACGAACAGUUGUUGCCUUUGAUAAUUGAAAUUAUUGACUCCGCCUCCUCGGUUGUGGCUUAUAGACAUGCUUGUGUUGCUUUAGAUGGAUUAAUUGAAUUCAUGAGCCACAAUGCAAUGGGCAAUUAUAUUGAACCAUUAACUCACAAAUUAUUUCACAUGUUACAACAAGCCAAUUCUGCAACUUUGAAGUCUUCCAUUGUUUCAGCCAUUGGUUCUACUGCUUUUGCCAGUGGUAAAGCUUAUACUCCAUAUUUUGAAGCAUCCGUCCAACAAUUAGAACCUUUUAUUGCAAACUCUGCUUCUGUCGAAGGUUUAACUGAAGAUGACAUAGAAUUAAGAGCAGUUACUUUUGAAAACAUUUCUACCAUGGCCAGAGCAGUUGGUUCAGAAUCAUUCUCUGCUUAUGCUAAACCAUUGGUUGAAGCUGCCUAUAACUCUUUAAGUUCAGAACAUUCCAGAAUAAGAGAAUCAGGUUUCGCUUUUAUUGCUAACAUGGCUAAAGUUUACGGAGCUGAGUUUGCUGGCUUUUUGGACCAAAUUGUUCCUAAAAUUCUUGAAUGUUUGAAACAAGAAGAAUUCAGUUUCAACUUGGGCGAUCCAGAAGAAGACGAACCUGAAUAUGAUGAUGAGGAUGAGGAUGCUGAUCCAUUGAAGAUUCAUACUGGUAUUACCAUUGAAAAAGAAAUGGCCUCUGUUGCUUUGGGAGAAUUAGCUGUUGGUACUGGUAAUCAAUUCUUCCCAUAUGUUGAAUCAACUAUUGCUGUCUUGCAAGACCAAAUUGAAAACUCUUACGGUAUGAGAGAAGGUGCCAUGAGCUGUUUAUUUAAAAUUACUAAGGCAAUGUUUGUUGCUGUUCAAGGUGAAAACUUUAAAGCUCCUAAAGGUGUGCCAAAACAAUCUUAUGUCGAGGCCAAUGUUUUGCAAUUGAUUCAAAAUCUCAGAAAAGUCUCUAUCCCACUUUUGGAAGAAGAAUUUGAAUCCACUAUGGUAGCUAGUAUUUUGGACGGUGUGGCUACGGCGCUUUUUACAUUUGGUCCUAUCUUUGUUGUUGAUGAACCAGGUAACACGGAACUUUUGGAAAAAUUAUGCACAACCUUGAUGUUGCUCUUGAAACAAGAACACCAAUGUCAAAUUGAUGAUGACGAAAUGCCAAAUGAAGAGGAAGAUUCUUCUGAAACUGAAGUUAUGUUGAAUGAGGCUACAUUAGAAGUUUUGAUUAACUUGUCACUUGCAUUGCAAUCCGAUUUUGUUCAAAUUUUCAGUUCUUUCAAAGAUGUCAUAUUGGCUAAAUUUAACAGUAAAUCCAAGCCAUUAAGAGUUGGUUCAAUUGGUGCUAUUGCUGAAAUGGUUGAAGGAAUGAAAGAAGCUAAUCCUUAUUCAGAAGAGCUCUUGCAAAUUUUCAGUGAUAAACUUGCCAACGACAAAUCAAUUGAAGUCAAAGGUAAUGCAGCUUAUGGUAUAGGUUUAAUUAUCCAGUACAGUAGUGUUGACCUUUCUUCUACAUACCCACACAUUUUGCAAUUAUUAUUCCAAUUGUUGAAUAAAGUUGAUAAAAAGGCCGACAGUAUUGAUGAUGAAGAGGCUAAAGAUGUUGUUAAUAGAUCAUAUGCAAAUGCUUGUGGUUGUGUUUCAAGAAUGAUUUUAAAACAUGAACAAUCUGUUCCUUUGGAACAUGUUCUUCCAGCAUUAUUGGCUCAUUUGCCAUUAGAAACUGGCCUUGAAGAGAAUACUCCAAUUUUUGAAGUGAUCAUCAAGUUAUAUGGAUCUAACAACGAGUUGAUUGUUAAUCAAACUCCAAAGAUUGUCGAGGUGUUUGCUGGUGCUUUCAAAGCUGACGCUGAAAGAAUAAAAUUAAUUAAUGAAUCAACUUUGGGCAGAGAAGAAAACAUUGAUUCCUUGAAGCAAUUUUCUAGUGAAGAUUUGAGAAACAGAGUUGUGGAAUUAUUGAAAUACUUGGACCAAAAGUUUUCAGGGGUUGUUUCAUCCAACGAAAUUUUGAAAUCAGUCGUAGCUUAG